AUGCAAAAUGUGACGGUGAAAGUUGCAAGGAGCAGGAGCCAGCCUUUUGUUGAAAAGAUCUGGAAUGAUGUAUUAGCCGAUGUGGAAGUUAAUUCAAAUCUAGGCGGCGAUACAAAUGCCAUUGUGUUUGGCCAUAAUGAAAGCCAAAGCGAUGAGCAUCUUAGCAAUGGAGAAUGCUUGGAUGAUGACAGUAUUUUCAAAGCAAAUACUCUUGUUGAAAUAUGCUCCAGUAGCGAUCAGUCUAAUACAGAUAUUCAGGAUAUAGAAGUAGAACCGCAACAAGCAAACACAAAUAAUCCAAAUGAAGUACAUAAGAAUCCAGCGAAUAUUGAUUUG
Vittaforma corneae ATCC 50505 is the source of this 336-nucleotide messenger RNA. RefSeq lists its product as uncharacterized. The annotation marks the transcript as partial. NCBI's taxonomy places the organism in Eukaryota, Fungi, Microsporidia, Nosematidae. The transcript has a single exon. The record is from RefSeq and is a predicted model, not a curated record.